CCUUUAUAUCUUUGGCUGCUACACACUUUCUAUCUUGCCACGCCCUUUGGGUUCUAUUAACAUGGAUUUUCAAGAAUCCCUUACAUUUCAACAACGGUAUAGAUCCUUAUUUGUAUACAGAAACAAGGAUGAUCAGAAACGAGGAUGAUCAGGAACGAUGAUGAUCAGAAACGAGGAUGAUCAGAAACGAGGAUGAUCAGAAACGAGGAUAAUCAGAAACGAGGAUGAUCAGAAACGAGGAUGAUCGUUUAUAACGAACACGCAAGACCCCACCACCAUAACCUACCUUUUCUCCCUUCUUUCUCUGUAAAGCCGUUACAAUCUUUUUUGCUUACAUUUUUUGCUAUAUUUUUUUCAAAAUUUAACUCUCAAACGAGGCCUUAUUCUAAGAUAUUACCCUUUGAUGCCAAGUUUCAAUGUUAUUAUUCAUCUUCCGGUCGAAAACAACGAGUCAAUCUUUAAAUCCUUUGCAGGAACAGCCAUGGAUACUCUUAACAGCAGUUUCAGGUCGAAAGCAACGCCCAGACAUCAUAUCAAUAUUUUCAUUAGACAAAGCCUUUUUGUCCAUGUUUAUAUCAGUGCAACCUGAUGUUAUGUUUUUGAAAUUCCUGAACUAGUAGGGUUCUUUAAUUUGCGGGUUAAGGUUUUUGACAACGUCGUCAAAAUUUUACUAAGAAUAAAAGCAUUAGUACAUUUAAUUUAAUGUACAAGCGACUCUUCAAAUUUAUAAAUGAAGAUAAUGCAAAUAUUUUGACAUUGCUAUUUGAAAUACAUAUGUGUAUUCAGAAAAGAGGAUGAUCAGAAACGAGGAUUAUCGUUUAUUUAUAAGGAACACGAUUAAACAGGCUGAAAUUUCUAAGGGCAUCGAUUAAACAUCCCACGUGUGGAUGCGUCUAUACAUAGUCCAUAGUGUACCUGCAGGCAAGGCAAGUGAUCGAUUGAAUGUGUUCAUAUUUUCUAUUGCUUGUCUUAGCUAUCGUUUUCACACACGUACAUUGAUGGAUAUGUUUUGAAAACGCAUGUAGACACACCUACUCGAAACGUUGCUGAAAACUAUGACAAUGUCAGCUAUUGCUGGUUUUUGUCUUGCGAUUAGGCAUCUUUUGUAAGAUGAAUCUUGUAGGAAACUUUGGUGUCCAGAUAAUAGAAACAGUAUAAACACGUAGCUUUAGGUUGAAUUAUUUGUUAUGAAAAGGAUGAAACAUGGUCACACUGUCAACAUUCGUGGGAAGAAACUUUAUUUUAUGUACUUCAAACAAAUUUCAGAUAAACUAAUUGAAAUACAGAUUUGAAACCACUAGUAAGCGAGUUGGUAUUGCAGUUGAGUUCUGAAAUAAGCAUCAAAUUCGAGAGACAACCACACGCCAAAACCAAUUAUAUCUAAAUAUACGAUUGCCAAAUAGGUUAUGCGAAAAUGACAUCUAAAUUUGGAGGUAUUUGGUGAUGUUAUUCUGUGAUUUUAUUUUUUUGAAACUGCCAUUACGUUACAAACACUAAGUCUUGAGCAUUUCCUGUUGGUAGCACGGGAGUUCUCCGGUAGUGAAAUCUCGUUUUUGACGACCUUUGUAUAAAAUUUUAUAUUUGGUCCGGCUGGCGUCGUCACUGAUUAGUUUUCAUAGAUCCCUAGCAGAUGAUAAAACCACAUGCAAUUUCGUGAGAAGUUUAUGAUACUUGAAGAUACAAGGAACAGAUUUAGCAACAUGUUUGGUUUUAGUAAGAAGUGAUACGUAUGGAGACAAUGAAUUAACUGUUUAUAUUCUUUUUAAGUACCCUGAGAAAUCCCAAAACGAUUUUGGUUUCCGAUUCAAAAUGGACAUAAAAUAAAAAUAAAACAGUGGUGAAAUUUACAAUGUUUUGCCUAUUUCAUUUCAUUUAUUUAGCGUACCUAUUUAGCAUUUAUUUAGCGAUAUAUCCCAACAAUUACUGGAAAAUAAGUAACCUUUUAACAGAUGGUGUUUUAAUAGCCAGGAAACGACCAUUGAGGCAUCUUCCUUGAAAAGCCACGCCCAUUCCGAUAGGGAACCAAACUGAAAGCUCCUUCGGACAAGCUGCUGACAUCAUGAACAAAUCCGAAGUGAUUUCUUACUGAAGUGAAAGCCGCCUGGUAAAUGGUGGCAAGAGGUGAAAACAGUGUUCGUUUACUUUCAAUUUCAAUUUGAAAGGCAAAGUUUAAGCUGUAGUGGACAUGGAUGGAUUUAUGAACAUCAGAUUUUCAAUAUUUUGACUACAUUAUAACCAGGCCUAAUUCCUAACGUCGAACGAGAGCCAAUUGGGGAUGCCUCGAGAACUCCUGAUAGCGUUCAUCAUUUCCAUAUCUUUCAUAGAUUUGGUCUUUCCAUCUUGCCUGGAAUCAAAGUCACUGGGGACAGGACAGGGCACAGAGUCUCAGAAUAUAGGGACUGGAACAACCUUUGAAAAUCAUAAUGCAUCACAAACAGAACUAAAUAAUGGCACAGGAUGGUGUGUAAAAAAUGACAUUGCUCCAUCUCUUGUGAUCAAAUUCAAUAAGUUAAUAACAGUUUCAAAAGUCGGCACUCAAGGAGCCAUACUUUACAAUGAGACAUACUUUGCAUCAAAUUUUCGAUUGCAAUUUGGGUAUGAUGAUGGGAAGUGGUAUGGAUACCAGAAGAACAGCGAACCUGUGGUUUUCAUGGGGAACACUGAUUCUGUCACUGUAGUGAACAACAACAUCCAAGAAACUAUGGCAAAAGUUGUGAAGAUAGUGCCAAUAUUUCCAGAGAGCAAGAAUAUAAUUUGUCUCAGAAUGGAGCUCUAUGGAUGCAAAUAUGCUCUGAAACCAAAGCUGACUGUGGACAGAGAACUUUUAAUCCUGAAAUAUGGAGAAAGUGACAGCAUUAUGUGUAACACAAGUGGGCAAGUUGGGAUGACAUCAUCAUGGCAGAAGCCCCCAAGUGAUGUGAGAUCAACUGAGCAUGUCAUAGCCAACAGAACAUAUGGCAUCUUUCACAAAAUGUCACGAAAACUUAGCUUUGUCCAACCUGCUAUUUUUCAAAAUUUUGAUGGGAGUUGUGCCCUUGAAAAAAAAGAUGCUGUUGUUGUCUGCAAGAAAAACUAUACAUGCCUUGCAUCUUACUGGUUUGACAGAUCUGUGAAAAGUGCAAAGCGAGUUGAUGUGCACUUUGAAAAAGGCAUCACAUACAAUAUGCUGAUAAACUCUGGCAGUCUGUCCCCUGUACAUAUUGACAUAGGAUCAGUCGUUAAUCUUAAAUGUUCAGCUCGCACUCAAGACACAGCCACAAUUAAAUGGUACCAUAGGGCAGUUAAAGCGUGGAAUAGCUCAGCAGAAACGAAGAAAGAACGUCAUCUGAACUUCUACAGAGAAAAUGAUCUUUCCUUCACACCAUCUUCAUCUGUUGUUAUUAAUACUCUUACUUGUUCGAGAGGCAAAGCUGAAUCAAAUGAGAUACGCUGUGACACGAAAUUCAAUUGUAAAGUAAACUAUAAUUUUAACGAGAGCCUUUUUGAAGAAAAGCAAGUAGAUGUCGCAUUUUUCAUACCCCUUCCGAAGCAACCCGACUCACCAAGGGCUGAAUGCACCUCUGACAUGUGCACACUCUCGUGGUCACUGACUGAUCUUGGUGGUGUGGUGAAAUCAAAUUUAUAUUACAGCGUCAGCAUUAAUGGAGACGUGAGAACUACUUCCCUGCAAGACCAAGCUUUUGUUGCCGACCCAUUAGACCCGAAUGAAAAAUACACCGCAGCCAUAAAAGCACUUGUCAAGAAAUCUGAUGGGACGCUUGUCUGGGAGAGUCAACCUGUAUCUCUCAAUUUUGAAACAAAGCCUUCUAGCCUGACAACCAAACAAAAAAUACUGUCAGUUAAAAGCACUAGCAACAACAUUACGUUUAAUUGGGAGAAAACAGUCCUGCCCCCUGAAAAUGGUAAAGUUUUGAAGUAUGAUUUGACAUUGGUACAAACUAUGUAUGGCAACCUUGAUGUUAAGCGCGUCUACAUGCUGACUCCGAUUCAGAGCGUGACAAAUGUUGACAGCGAGACGACUCAGUUCACUUUUCGCAGACUCAAACCCUGGAGUAGAUAUCAGUUAAAGAUCCGAGCAGUGAAUAAUCACUUCAUGCCUGGACCAAGUACAGAGUUCUAUCAUAGUACGAAAGAGGCAGUUCCAUCAGUACCCCCUGGUAAUAUCCAAGGUUAUCAUGUGCAACCCAGCUACAUCAUUCUUCGUUGGGAGCAGCCUCUCUUUGUGACACUCAAUGGGAGGCUCACACAUUAUGUAGUGAGGUGGAGACCAAUCAAGACACAGAGAAGCAUUCGUUCAACUGGCAACUUGGAGAAGCUCGUCGACAAGUUGGUUUGCCAACCUCAUUGCCAAGUGAAAAUUGACAGUCUUGAGCCAUUUCAGGUAUACGGGUUUCAAGUUGCUGCCAAGAAUGUUGUGGAUGUUGGGAAAUUCAGCGCUGAAAAGUCAGUGAGAACUGCCCAAGCAGCACCAUCUGCUCCACACUCGCUCACUUACAAUGAAAACAAGACAACAUUUUUUUUAAUAUGGAAAGCACCGAUAAGGCCAAAUGGAAUCUUGAAGGAGUACGAGAUAAAAUUGAAAGCUGAAGGCAGCAUCAUUACUAGAUUUACAGAAAGCACUGAUCUCUUUUAUGACACCAAAAUAAAUUCUUCGGAUUCGAUUGAAUUCAAGGUGAGGGGAUACACAUCAGAUUUCCACAACAUCGGGGGUUUAGCGGGAGAUUGGUCUUCUUGGGCAACAGCGAAGCGUUACAUUACGCCAAUAAAACCCAGCCCACAGUCUUCACAAGAUGGGUCCGUGUUGGCCAUUGUUCUGUCGUUCCUGGCUGUCCUGAUCUUGCUCAUCAUCCUCAUAACCGUAUUUUUCGUAUUCUACAGAAGAAGGGAGAGAGGAAGAAACAGGCAGAAGCUGGAGGUUGAGAUGGAUUCUGUGGCUGAGAUAGAAAACGAUGAAGAUAUAAACGUCAUCACAGGAGAAGAUAUCCCAUUGACUCGCUCUAACGGUAGUGGCGAAACAGUUGAUGUGCCAAGCGAAGAACACUCCCACUUGCCAAUUCCAGUCGAAGAAUUUCAUAGUUACGUGAGCCGCAUGAACGAGUCUGACGGGGAGCCGUUUCACCACCAGUACAGGUAUGAAUUGAUGAGUGGCAAAUGCUGUUCAACAGAGGUCGCUUUGCGGAAUGAAAACAAACCGAAAAACAGAUACGUGAAUAUUGUUGCCUAUGACCAUUCUCGUGUCAUUUUAAAACCAGAAGCAGGCAGACGGCACAUCCACCAUCAUGGCGAAACAGAUUACUUCAACGCAAAUUACAUUGAGGGCUAUUGUCCGCAGUCAACCUCCAAAUACAUUGCCUGCCAAGGACCUAUGCAGUCUAUUUUCACUGACUUUUGGAGGAUGGUCUGGCAAGAAAACAGUAGUGUCAUCGUAAUGCUCACAAAUUUAGAAGAAGGGGGCAAAAUCAAGUGCGACCAGUAUUGGCCAUCGGAAGGAGCAAGAAGAUAUGGUCACAUUACCGUUCGUUUCAGAAAUUGUGACCAAACGGCUGACUACCUGAUCAGAUAUUUUGAAAUUGAGAAGGGUACUGGAAAAGAGAAAGAGAAAAGGACUGUGGUUCAGUUCCAUUUUAUAUCAUGGCCAGACAAUCAUAUUCCCGAGCUAGCAACAGCAAUUCUAUCGCUGCGAAGGCGUGUCAGGCAUCACUACUGUGGUGGUGCGCCGAUGAUAGUUCACUGCAGUGCUGGUGUUGGUCGGACUGGCUGCUUUAUUCUUAUCGACGCUAUGCUUGAGCGAAUUGAUAGUGGCGAGGGCAACGUGGAUAUUUUCAACUACUUGCAGUACAUGAGAACAAGAAGAAUAAAUAUGGUCCAAACUGCGUACCAAUAUAUAUUCGCUCAUACUGCUGUUCUGGAAUACAUCACAUUUGGAGAUAACGAAAUUUCAGCUAUUGACUUCGAGGGGAAAUUAAGAGAACUCAAAAUUAAUCGCAGUAUCGAAGAGGAAUUUAGGCUUAUUGAGUCAACAUCUCCAGAUUUGGAGUCACUUGACAACACUUGCAAAGUCCUUCUGAAGAAUGGAAAAUUUAUUGAAGUCUUCUAUAUUGAUGGCUACAAGCAAAGAGAUGCGUUCUUUUUAUGCAACUCUCCUUCAAAGAACAUGGUGCCUGACUUUUGGAGAAUGCUCGUUGAGCAAGGCUGUCAUACUGUAGUGAUGCUGAAUUGCCUAGAAGAAGAAGACAACUACAAAUACUGGCCUGAAAUUUACGCAAAUCAAAUAUAUGGAAACUACACGGUGGCGCUUACAUCAGAGCAGCAGACUGGAAAUAUAGCGACGAGAAAGAUCAAGAUUUCCUCUGCUGAUGCCCACGAGGAGGAAUUCGAGGUUCAGCAUCUGCAGUUCUUAGAAUGGCCGUCAGAUGGCGUACCAAAGAACAGAAAUAGCAUACUAACGUUGAUGUCUCUUGUCGAGAAGUCGCGUCAAAAUUAUGGCAAUGGACCUGUUCUCGUUCAUAGUGGGAAUGGUGCCGGCAGAAGCGGUACUUUCAUCGCCGUUUCAAACAGUACUGAGAGGUUGAAAGUUGAGCAGAUUAUCGAUGUUCUUCAGUGCGUUCGUGCCAUCCGAUCGGUGGUUCCUAUUGCCGUGGGGAAUUGGGAGCAAUAUGAGUUCAUAUAUGAGAUGAUUCGCACGUAUCUUGAGGGUUUUGAAACCUACUCUAAUUUCACAGAUGGAGCGCUAAGUGUAGAAAUGUAAUUCUUUGUAUUUCUUUGGUAGGUUUCUAAAUUUUGUUUUCACGUAUACGCUCUAUGUUGUAUAGAACCCAAUGGACCAUGAUCGUUCCUUGUCGCUGUAAAAUUAACAGCAUCAAUGUUAAUGAUCCCUAUCAUUUAUCGUCUUAAUGAUAAUUCACACAAACCUUUUGAAUACUUCUUGCGCAAUAUGCGUUACAACUUAGCAUAAAUUAUGUCAGCAACCGAAGCUCCAGCCUUUUUGCCACCAGACAACUGCCAUUCAUCUGAUGUCAUACAAGAAAUUUCAAAAUCUAAAUCUAAAUUAAUUUUUUUAAUUAAAAUUCUGAACUGUAUAUUUGUAUCCUUAAAGUUAUGACUAAGAUUUGAUCACCUUAAAACCAAUUUUUUCAAAACGACGUAUUGUGCCACUAGUUAUUUUUCACAAGGUUUGUGUUUUGUAUUUUUAGUUGUAUGAUGGAAAUAAUCACGUGCAAGUAGAGUUGAUAUUGGGAGGGACGUUGUGGUGAAAUCUUUCGUUAAAAUGAAGAAAUAGCAAUGGAAAAAGUCGUUUUAGUUUCAGAACAUUAAAAGUCGCUUUUGCAAAAGUAAUACGAUCGCGAGUCGCGACGACGAUCGUUUAAAAUUAAACAGAGCACACAAUCCCAGAAGACCCUAGGGCUUCAGAAAAAGCAGCCAGCUCAUUUUGUUUGGUAAACUAAACCAGGCUGGCAAAUUCACACAACCACAAAGGUCAGUCAUGGCCAGAAACCAAGCGACAGGAAAUAAACACAAGAGUUAGCUUACCAGAAGGCAAAUUAAUCAGGGGGUUAACACAAUUUAAAUCUUUUCUUUACUACCUAAUAUGAAUAGCGAGAAGAGAUGAACGCUCGCUGUGUUGUGGUUGUGUAGCAUAUUGUCAAGAAUAUAUUAUUUCUACGAUAAUUGCAAUUUUUACUUACUCUGGAGCAGAAAAAAGCUGCUAUUUUCUGACACCAUAUUGACAAUAUGGGACCAAGUAGAAUUCAUAGAUGUAGAAGAUUGAACCAGUAAUCAAGAAGUUUUCUCGAUUUCUGAUUGACAAUUUUUGAUAGUUUCAUUCUUUGUAUUUGUUUUGUAUCCAAUAACUUAUGUAAGUAUUUAAAGGGUUUUUAGGAUUCGUGAAGUUGUUGUUUCUCCACGGACAUAUUUUAGGCCAUAAGACUUGCACACAUAGUCAAUGAGGUAGAUGCGCGUGUUUGCACCCUCCCUGCACAUCUUGUUUUAUAAUUAUUUCAAUGCGUCAAGAAAAUUCUAGGAGAACCAUAUAUAUACAUUCGUUUCCACGCGUAGCAAUAACACGUGAUAAUAGUUCCUGCCAGAUCUGCAACGCUAAUCUCAAAACAGACAUAUUUUCUACUUCACCAAAACUUGGUUUAAAAGUCUGGUGUAAAGAUCGUUUUUUGAGAAGUUCUGUUUGGUUCGACCCCGAGACCCAUUUGCGUAUUGUCAUCGCAAUCAUGUCUGUAAUCAAAAUCUUUAGUUUUAGAUAUUCUCUAAAUUAGGAUGAAAUUAUUAGUUACUGCUGAAAUUAUCGAAUUUGUAGUUUUCUAGACUUUUGUACUUGAUUGUAGUAUCAGUUAGUAUUUAGUAUCCUUAAUAGAAAAUAAUAAAGUGAAUAAUCGUUGAAAUGCCUGAA
This is a messenger RNA of Rhopilema esculentum, 8401 nucleotides long. Its product is annotated as receptor-type tyrosine-protein phosphatase delta. The record is from RefSeq and is a predicted model, not a curated record. Gene Ontology annotation, molecular function: protein tyrosine phosphatase activity; protein binding. Lineage: Eukaryota; Metazoa; Cnidaria; Scyphozoa; Rhizostomeae; Rhizostomatidae. Gene Ontology annotation, biological process: protein dephosphorylation.